Molecule: messenger RNA, 1749 nt
Organism: Trichosurus vulpecula (common brushtail)
Lineage: Eukaryota; Metazoa; Chordata; Mammalia; Diprotodontia; Phalangeridae
Product: alpha-enolase
Exons: 1
Coding region: 60-1364 (434 amino acids)
Biological process (GO): glycolytic process
Cellular component (GO): phosphopyruvate hydratase complex
Molecular function (GO): magnesium ion binding; phosphopyruvate hydratase activity
Source: RefSeq, a predicted model, not a curated record
UAGCCCCUCGGUCUCUGUUCUCUGAGCCCAGCGGAGGAAGCCCCAUCCAGAAACUCAACAUGUCUAUUUUGAAGAUCCAAGCAAGAGAGAUCUUCGACUCUCGUGGAAACCCCACUGUUGAAGUUGAUCUCUACACUGAAAAAGGUCUCUUCCGAGCUGCUGUGCCCAGUGGGGCUUCUACCGGUAUCCAUGAGGCCCUGGAGCUCCGAGACAAUGAUAAGACCCGCUACAUGGGGAAGGGUGUCUCAAAAGCGGUUGAGCACAUCAAUAAAACUAUUGCCCCGACCCUGGUUAGCAAGAAAGUGAAUGUUGUGGAGCAGGAGAAGAUCGACAAAUUGAUGAUAGAGAUGGACGGCACUGAAAAUAAAUCUAAAUUUGGUGCAAAUGCUAUAUUGGGAGUGUCUCUGGCUGUUUGUAAGGCCGGAGCUGCUGAGAAGGGUGUCUCCCUGUACCGCCAUAUUGCUGACCUUGCAGGCAAUGCUGAAGUCAUCCUUCCAGUUCCAGCCUUCAACGUGAUCAACGGUGGCUCCCAUGCUGGUAACAAGCUGGCCAUGCAGGAGUUCAUGAUCCUCCCUGUUGGAGCGGCAAACUUUAAGGAGGCCAUGCGCAUUGGAGCUGAGGUCUACCACAACCUGAAGAGUGUGAUUAAGCAGAAAUAUGGACAGGAUGCCACCAAUGUAGGGGAUGAGGGUGGCUUUGCUCCUAAUAUCCUGGAGAAUAAAGAAGCUCUGGACCUGCUAAAGUCUGCUAUUAGUAAGGCUGGCUACACUGAUAAGGUCGUAAUUGGUAUGGAUGUUGCUGCCUCAGAAUUCUUCCGAUCUGGGAAAUAUGACUUGGACUUCAAGUCUCCUGAUGAUCCCAGCAGAUACAUCUCCCCUUCUGAGCUUGGGGACCUCUAUAAGAGCUUCGUCAAGGACUAUCCCGUGGUGUCUAUUGAAGAUCCCUUUGACCAGGAUGAUUGGGGAGCUUGGAAGGAUUUCACUGCUACUGCAGGCAUCCAGGUGGUAGGGGAUGAUCUCACAGUGACCAAUCCCAAGCGCAUUGAAAAGGCUGUGAACGAGAAAGCCUGCAACUGCCUCCUCCUCAAAGUGAACCAGAUUGGCUCCGUGACUGAAUCUCUCCAGGCGUGCAAGCUGGCCCAGUCCAAUGGCUGGGGAGUGAUGGUUUCUCAUCGUUCUGGGGAGACUGAAGAUACCUUUAUUGCAGACCUGGUGGUGGGCCUCUGCACUGGGCAGAUCAAGACCGGUGCCCCCUGCCGAUCUGAGCGUCUGGCCAAGUAUAACCAGCUUCUCAGAAUUGAGGAAGAGCUGGGCAGCAAGGCUAAAUUUGCUGGAAGGAACUUCAGAAACCCUCAGGCCAAGUAAGCUCUGUGGCCAGGAGGCCUAUGAGCUCGUAGGUGCCAGUCACCUCUGUAGAAGUCUGCUCCUGCCCUAAGAGUGGGCAGCACCAAGUACUAGACCAGUUUUGUUUUGGGCGCAGGGGCCUCCGCUGCUCAACUUCCCUCUCCCUUCCACCUUUCUGUGAUGUUCUCACUGCUUUGUUAGAACUGUCUUACACCAGAGAUGACCUGAUGUUUGGUUCUCUGUCAGAAAACCCUUAUCAUCUUGUGACUGGGAUAGAAUCACCUGGUCUCACCCCCAACCCUGGUGUUGAUGUGUGGAGCCCUGUCCUUGUGAUGCAGUCCCGAUGAGCCCACAGGCCAGCUCCUUAGUGGCUUCUAUGUGCAGAAUAAAAGUAUUCAGUAACCCA